GUUUUUUCUCCCCUCUCUCUCUCUCAGAGCAGAGUAACAUGGCGGCUCAGUUAGCCAGCACAAAUGUUGUUCCACUACCGCGAAGGUCAGAGCCGCUCGGGAUAAACGGAUUUUAACAGCGAGGACUGCUCCAAAAGUACCACAUACAGGGAGAAGUGGAUGAUGUGUAAAGGUUUCCUAGCAUUAUCGUCUUGCAGCAAUGGCCUGAGGGCCUCUCUGGACUGAAACCAAGACGCUGAUAUGCAUUGACAAUGAGUGGUGUCAGUGAAAACUCAUCGGACCCUGCCAGGGCAGAGUCACGAAAACGCAAAGAAUGUUCUAACGAACUCAUCGGACCCAGUCCCAAGCGGAGCAAUGAGAAGCGCAACCGCGAGCACGAGAACAAAUACAUCGAAGAACUUGCCGAGCUGAUCUUUGCCAAUUUCAAUGACAUCGACAACUUCAACGUCAAACCCGACAAAUGUGCAAUCCUGAAGGAAACUGUGAAGCAAAUCAGACAAAUAAAGGAGCAAGAAAAAGCUGCAGCAGCAAAUGAGGAGGAGGUGCAAAAGGCUGAUGUCUCAUCAACAGGCCAAAGUGUGAUUGACAAAGAUGCCUUGGGACCAAUGAUGUUGGAGGCCCUGGACGGCUUCUUCUUUGUAGUGAACAUGGAGGGAAACAUCGUGUUUGUGUCUGAGAACGUGACCCAGUACCUGCGCUACAACCAGGAGGAGCUGAUGAACACCAGUGUCUACAGUGUGCUGCACGUCGGCGACCAUGCUGAGUUCAUCAAGAACCUGCUGCCUAAAUCCCUCGUCAACGGGGUGCCAUGGUCCAGUGAGGGUCCGCGGAGGAACAGUCACACGUUCAACUGCCGUAUGCUGGUCAACCCGCACAGCGACAACCAGAACGAGCAGCACGAGCACGAGCCUCAGCAGCAGAAAUACGAGACCAUGCAGUGUUUCGCCGUUUCGGAGCCCAAGUCCAUCAAGGAGGAAGGAGACGAUUUUCAGUCGUGCCUGAUCUGCGUGGCUCGACGGGUGCCCACGAAGGAAAGGCCCAUGCUUCCAACGCACGAGAGCUUCACUACACGCCAGGACCUGCAAGGUAAGAUAACGUCCUUGGAUACCAGUCUGCUGCGAGCGUCCAUGAAGCCAGGCUGGGAAGAUCUGGUGCGGCGCUGCAUCCAGAGGUUUCACCUACAGAGCGACGGAGAGAUGUCUUUUGCCAAGAGACACCAGCAGGAAGUGCUUCGCCACGGUCAAGCGUUCAGUCCCAUAUACCGGUUCUCCCUCUCGGAUGGGACCAUCGUCUCGGCCCACACCAAGAGCAAACUGGUGCGCUCACCUGCCACCAACGAACCCCAGCUCUACAUGUCCCUGCACAUUCUCCAGAGGGAGCAGACGGUAUGUGGGAUGGGGCAGGACAUGGGUCCUGCCAAUCAGGCGACAGGGAUGGCUCCCAAACCAAUGAACUCCUCCACUCCCUCCAUGACUCCGCCAACCCCAGGCAGCUUGCCGGGUUCGGGGCCCCAGGGUCAAGACACUACAAUCAGCAGCAACAGCACACCUUUUUCCCCUCCAGGCCCCGCCGGUCCCAGAGAACCGGCAGCCAUGGGGGGCCAUAUGCAGGGCUUCCGCUUCGGCUGUCCGCCGCCACACAACCACACUGGAGGAAUGCAGCCGCCGCAGCAGGGCCCCAACUGGAGGAUGAACAGCCCUUCUCGCGCCAGUCCCAGUCCGGCUGGGGGACCCCAUCCACCCCAGCAGAACUCUAUGCUGUCCCCCAGGCACCGGGGGAGUCCCGGGGGGGCGGGCAGCCCUCGUGUAGCAGGAGGCCUGCACUCUCCGUCUCCGGUGGGGAUGUGUGGUGCAGGAGGACCCGGAGGUGCAAGCAGCAGCGCCAGUAGCACGCACGCCAACAGCUACACCAGCAGUUCUCUGUCAGCCCUGCAGGCUCUGAGCGAGUGCCACGGAGUAGGACACGGACACGGGCCUCCUCAUUCACACACUCUGGGCUCUCCAGAUGGGAAAAUCGGCUCCCCGGUUGGGGCCACACCAGGAUCAGGGGUAAACACUCAUCUGAUGUCAAAACUCGGUGCCGGCAGCGGCACGACUGCCGGUACCGGAGACUUUGGACCUCACUCGGAGAGUCAGGGGCACACCCAGGCUCAGACGGACGGCCUCCAAGCUGAGCCCAAGGAGGAGAGGGAAGGGCCGUUUGAGGGCCACGAUGUUCACAACCGCAUGCACGACAAGGGUCACACCAAGUUACUGCAACUGCUCACCACCAAGCCAGAACCUCUGGAGACGCCCUUGUCUCCUGGUGCGGGAGGGGAAGGCAAGGAUCAGGCCGGCGCGGGGGCCCGGGGCGGCCACACGGGAGGGAGCACUCACGCCACAUCCCUCAAAGAAAAACACAAAAUCCUCCACCAACUGCUUCAGAACAGUACAUCUCCUGUAGACCUCGCCAAACUCACAGCGGAGGCGACGGGCAAAGAACUUGGCCAAGACCAAACGCAGGGUGCCGGUAGUACAGCUUCUGGGGCAGACAUUACUCCUAAACAGGAGCCGUUGAGCCCGAAAAAGAAGGACAAUGCACUGCUGCGCUAUCUACUGGAUAAAGAUGACACUGUAUUGAAGGACAAAGUCCCUAAGCUGGAGCCUGGGGAGGUGAAGGUGGAAGGGGGAAAGCACCCUCAGGUCAAGGCGGAGAAACAAGACGCGGGAUACGAGCGCCCUGAGCAGUCAUCAGAGCUGGACGACAUCCUCAAUGACCUGCAGAAUGCUCAGCAACUUUUCGGCGAGUCGCGACCCGUUUCGUUGCCCAGUCCCAUGGACAAACAGAACAUCAUCAAUGAUAUCCUGCAGAUGUCCGAGACCAAUCCUGCAAUGGCGGCGCAGCAGCAGCAGCAGCAGCAACAACAGCAGCAGCAGCAGCAGCAACAACACAGAUGCCUUCGAACUGGCAUGGGCCCAACCAACUUUGGGAACAUCCGACCAGGCCAGCCUGGCAGGGGUCUGCCGGUGAGAAGUGUCUCUCUGGACAUGAAUGCGUCUCCUCAGCAGCCCUCGCUACAGUACCCCAUGAGGGCCACGAGCCCGUACACUCUCAUGCAGCAACAGCAGCAGCAAGGCAUGGUGGGAAGUCAUGGCAUGAUGCCUAACCAAGCUGGGCUGAUGGCGGCGGGCGGUCCCCGGCCAGGCAUGCAGCAGCAGCAGCAGGAGGGCUGGGUGGGCCCGGGCUCUGCACCUCCGCUCGGAGCAUCCGGCCCGGGACAACAAAGUGCCAUGCAGGCCAGGAUUGGCCCCGGCGGUGCUGCCAUGAGGCCCAACAGCCAGCCAGGGCCUCGGCCGAUGCUCCAGUCCCCGAUGAUGGCCAACGUCCAAUCAGAUAUGGAUAUUGGAAUGGUCGGCCAUCAUUUCUCCCAACAACAGGCCCCACCCAACCAAACAGCCCCUUGGCCAGAGAGCAUGAUGCCAAUUGACCAGACAGCAUUUGUAAACCAGAACAGGCCUGCACCCCAGGAUGACCUGCUGUGCAGUACGGGGCUCAGCGCGGGGGGCGAUGGCAGCGCGGUGGAUGAGGGGGCCUUAUUGUCACAGCUGUACACGGCACUAAAAGAUUUUGACGGUCUGGAGGAGAUUGAUCGCGCUCUUGGAAUCCCAGCUCUGGUAGAACAGAGCCAGUCACUGGAGACGGACCAAUUCCCUCAAGAUCCCUCCAUGAUGUUGGAUCAGAAGCCCCCCAUGUACACCCAGCAGUUUGCCCCUCCACCAUCUCACAUGGCUCCCCGGGGCUACCCAGGAGCUCCCAUGCAAGAGCCCGGCUUCCAUCCCAUGUCUGGGCAGAUGGGUCCACGGCCGGGUUACCCCAUGAUGAGAAUGCAGGCCCGGCCCGGACUCCGGCCCGGCGGCGUCGUCCCCGGCCAGCCCAACACACUACGGCUGCAGCUCCAGCACCGGUUACAGUCCCAGCAGAACCGCCAGCCAAUGAUGUCUCAGAUGAGUAGUGUGUCAAAUGUGAACCUACCUCUCAGAGCCAGUGCUCCAAACCAGGGAACCAUCAACGCUCAGAUGCUGGCGCAGCGGCAGCGGGAGCUGCUCAGUAAUCACCUGAGACAGCGGCAGCAGCAGCAGGUGCAGCAGGCCCAGCAGGUUCAGCAGCAACGCAACCUGGCCAUGAGGGCCCAGGGCCUCAGCCUGCCUCCAAACAUGGCCAGCGGAGGCAUGAGUAACCCUAGGAAUCCUCAGGCCAACCCUCAGCAGUUCCCCUACCCGCCCAGCUACGGUACCAGUACAGGCCUGGCCUCGUCACCUCCCCCCACCAGCCCCUUCUCCUCCCCUCUCUCCCCCAGCCUGCCCUCUCUCCCCCCCAACCCCCCACUCCACCUGCAUGGCACCUCUUCCUCUUCCUCCACCUCCUCCUCCUCCCAGAUGAUGAUGGGAAACACAAACAUGAUGGGCGGACAGUAUGGGGCCGUACUCAGCCCCCAAAUGCAGCACAGUGCCUUUCAGUUUCCCAACUCAGGUAUGAGCCAACAGGCAGAUGGAAAUUUUGGAGGCCCCGGCACACCGCAGAGCCCUCUGCUUUCUCCUCGCAUGGCCCACACGCAGUCCCCAAUGAUUCAGCAGGGUCAACAAAACACUGCUUUCCAGGGUUCCCCGGACAUGAACGGCUGGCCGCAGGGCAACAUGGCAGGCAACAGUAUGUUCUCACAGCAGCAGGCGUCGCCGCAGUUCACCCAGCAGAACAACAACAACAUCUACAACGGCAGCGGCAUGAGCCUCAACAAUGUCUCCAUGCCCAACAACAUGGCAACCAGCAGUUUGAGCAGCAUGGGCCAGAUGGCGGGUCAGAUGAGCGUCACGUCCAUGUCAUCGGGGCCCUCACCCGGCCUGCCCUCCAUGGGGCAAGAACAGAAAUACUGUUGACCCUCGGGGGAAACCUCUUAAAUGAACCUCAGUGAUCAGCUGGAGCAAGGAGCGCGUCGGCCCUUUAAGAAUCAAAAAUCCAAACGUGCAACUAACCGACUGCCCCUUGAACCAGCCGGGCCGCACCCCAACAACCCCCCCUCCCUUUCCCUCACACACACACACAAACGCCCCCUCAGUCCAGCCUACGUUUGAACGUCUGUCCAGCCCCGGGAGUGUGCAGACGGCUGGGGAAGGAUCUCUGUCCGGCACGCCUAGCCCUCCUGGAGGAGCCUCGGCCCCGAGCCGCUCUAUCUGCCUGUCCAGCUGCAUUCACCGUAGUGUGACUUACUGUCGUCCUCCGGGUGGUACACUGACUUAAAGGGGGCAGCAGUGGCUGUGGGAUCUUUGCUCUGAUGAAUGUAUUCCUCUCAGUGGAUCAGCGGCCAUUUACAAUCUCAUCUCAAGAAUAACCUACACUGAUUCUUCUUCUCUUUUGUCCUCCAAUCUCUCACUCUUUCGACUUGGUUUUAAAAUGGCAGCAAAGACUCCCAGGUUAUAUUCAAAUUUAAUGAUGGAGCUCAGACACUUAGCCGGUUUUGCCUUUUAUUAUUAUUAUUAUUAUUAUUAAUAUUAUUAUUAUUAUUAUUAUUAUUAUUGUUGUUGUUAUUUUAGUUGUUUUUUUUUCCUGUUGUGAAAAUUAAGAUGUUAGAGUGAAGACAUGGUGGAAAAACUGAUCACGAUAAACACUGCAGAAGAAUGGUUUGAGUGAGUUCUAUGAUUAGACUAAUUUAGUCAAGAGGUUUAUAUAGUGUAUUAAAUUAAGUUUUAUUUUCUGUAUAGAUUCAUUUUAAUUAUUGUAGAUGAUUCUUUAUUCUAGUAGCAAGAAGAAUAUUUCUAAAAGUGUGAAAGAGGCACUUUUUUAUCAUUUUAACAGUAAUGGUUGUAUUCUUUCUUAAAAGAUUCUUCUAUUAAUCUGAAUAAUGGAUUAUACUUUGGUCUGGUAGUUUCAGAAGAUGUCAAAAUCAAAUAUGGUUUUAAAAAUGAAUUACAGAGAUUGUACAUACCGAUAAGUAAGACAUUUUCUUUCCUAUUUAUUUUAUUCCUUAGGGUUAUGGUUCUCCCAGCCAGGUCAUAACUGCCUCUUGAAGCAGAGCAGUAUUUUUUUUUUCUUUUCUUUUACCCCAGGAACAUUUAUUCUGAUGUUCUGGUACGAAAUAAACGCGUCGCGGGUGGGAGGUAUCGUUGGGUUGUAAAGAAGUGUGCUGUGUAUACAGUGUACAGAUAAUCGCUUGCUUCUCUGCCUUUAGCAUAGGACACAACAAAAAAAAUUAUAUAUAUAACAAAAAAAAUCAACAGCCAUACAGUAACUCAAAAAAAAAGUAUAAAAAAUGUGCUUUCUAUGUCGUCUGGAGUGAAAAGUGCUUCAUACAAGCUGCUAGGUGCAAACUGUUCUGGUGUGAUGUAAACGAGCAAUAACAAUUACUUGAGAAUCUCUUUGGGGGUUUUUGUUUUUGUAAUUUUUGUACAGUUUCCUGAAUAAUGAUUAAAAAAAAAGGACACAUUUUUGCUCUGCUUUUGGAUGCAGUAUUAAACACAGUUUUUUAUUGCAGUUUGUACCAAGAAAGUCUACAUUCACGCAGCGUUCCUAUUAGAUUAUGCAGCGUCGGCUGAGAUCUGGUGAGGGAGGAGGUUUAUCCCCCUACUGACACGUGCCCCCUCGGCCUCCAGCCUUUCUUCUAUCGCAGAGGUCAGAGUUGAGACUGCACGGUUCACGGGACCCGCUCUGACAGACACUUAGCCAUAUUUUAUGACCUCAGGCAGUUAGUUCAACUAUAAAGUGUUUGGUAAUGACGUGCUGUUCUUGUGGCCCGGUAGGGGUUUUAUUUGACCAUCACAAGAACCAAAAGCAAGUCAACCUUUCUAACCUCAAAAGUGGAUCUUUGUUUGUUUUGUUGGAAUUUUUUUUUUUUUUUUUCCUUUUCAAAGAAUAAAAGGUUUUAUAGAAACUAUUUUAACCCAGGACAGACUUUGAACAAGCCAAAUGAUCUUCACAUUUGAAUUGGAUUUCUGAAUUCUUUUCCUCCCAUGGUGAGCAAUCACAUCUCGGUUCGUAGGCCCACAUAAAGCAGGAAGUUUAUGAUGAUGUCACUCAACAGGGUCCGAUUUACAAACAGUAAGAGAAUCGCUCUGAAUGUAUCGUCAUUAAAGAAGCCUCAGUGUGUGACUGAUGGUGUUUCUUGACAACGUGGUGUUGUGCAGUCACACCGUGCUCUUCUGCAUUUUUCUCAAGUUGCUCCUCAGCUCUUUUGUUUUAGUUCCACAUGAAAUUCAAAGCUUCAAAGCUGUAGCAGAGCCCUCUUAAGGGGUGGGAUGGGGGGGGGGUAAAAAGCAACUCAGCAUGCACACGUUGCCGUUCCUGCAGAUGUUUUGAUGUUGGGCCUACAGGAAACGCAUCUUUGCUUGAUGCCGUUCUGAUUGUAAAAUACAGCCGUGCAGAAUAAGCCUUUUUGAGCCAUUUCCGAAGGAGUAUUCACCGCCCUUUGCAAAUUUCCAAAGAUUGUCAAGAUUUUGAAGUAACUUUAAGCCAUGUGGUAGCAGUGCUUUUUAUUCUUUUCUUCUUUUAUUUUAUUUUUUUCAAAAAAAGCCUUUAUAGUGAGGAUGGGUGCGAUUUAAUGGUUUUGCUCCGUACAUACGUCCAGGCUUUGGACCCACUAAACAAAACAGUUGGUUUCUCUCUUUAACUUAUGUUUCUGAAAAAACUUUGAAUGCCCUUUUGUAUUGUCUGCCAGUUUCUUAGAGCCAAGAUGCAACCUUGAAAUGCUAAGAACCCUAGCAAAAUGCCUUAGAUUUCAUCCGCUCUCGUUCUUGUACAUUACACCACUGUCUGUAUAAAUUUGUACGAUGACUUCUGUACAAAAAAGAAAUGGGUGCAUCAUUGUUUCAACCCUCCUGAGCUGUUGCAGACUCGGUCACGGUUCCAAGCGGUUCCUCAUCGUUGCUUUUUCUGUUGUGUGUUGGGUAAUUUCACCCGCCUCACCCACCCCCUCCCUCCCCACCUCACCACUGUUGUAAUGAGAAGAUGACACAUAGGGAUAUUGAAGCAAUAUGUAAUAUACUAUAGGGACUUUCUGAGGAAAGCUCACUGUUGUGGUUUUUGUUGGUUUUUUUUGUUUGUUUUUUUUUUUCUUUUUCUUUUUCCUCUUCUCUGCAUUGUUCACAGGAGUCACACUGUAUACCCGCAUCGAUCUUUGUACCCCUCGUGUGCAUGUGUGUGAGUGUGCGUGCGCGUGUGUGUGAGCGUUUUAUGCAAAAUUAGAUAUACAAGAGAAGUUAAAACCACAGUUAUGCAAGUUGUGAACUAAUAUGGCUUCGCUGAUGCUAUUUGCCUUGUAAAUAAAGAAUUCUGUUAUUGCAUUUAA
Messenger RNA from Cololabis saira (Pacific saury), 8314 nucleotides. RefSeq names its product nuclear receptor coactivator 2 (gene ncoa2). The record is from RefSeq and is a predicted model, not a curated record. NCBI's taxonomy places the organism in Eukaryota, Metazoa, Chordata, Actinopteri, Beloniformes, Belonidae. Gene Ontology annotation, cellular component: nucleus. Gene Ontology annotation, biological process: cellular response to hormone stimulus; positive regulation of transcription by RNA polymerase II. The transcript has 22 exons. Gene Ontology annotation, molecular function: nuclear receptor binding; protein dimerization activity. The coding region runs from base 252 to 4913 and encodes 1553 amino acids.